Messenger RNA from Neodiprion fabricii, 1572 nucleotides. It is a transcript of the gene kappaB-Ras, whose product is annotated as NF-kappa-B inhibitor-interacting Ras-like protein. Gene Ontology annotation, biological process: canonical NF-kappaB signal transduction. Bases 202 to 807 code for a protein of 201 amino acids. Gene Ontology annotation, molecular function: GTPase activity; GTP binding. NCBI's taxonomy places the organism in Eukaryota, Metazoa, Arthropoda, Insecta, Hymenoptera, Diprionidae. The record is from RefSeq and is a predicted model, not a curated record. The transcript is spliced from 3 exons.
UUCGUUCCGAGAGAAAAGAGGUUAACAGGAACGGAGGACAGAAAAACAUGAAUCGUAUGCAAAUUUGCGUGACAGAACAAACCAUUUUGCACAGUUAAAUAGACGGCAACAGGCUACGUAGUCUGAUGGCUAGAAGUGUGAUGUUGCUGUUGAUUAGUUAACAACCGAUAUUCGGUAAACCGAUCGGGUCCGCUAUCGAAAAUGGGAAAAACUACUCGAGUGGUGGUGUGCGGAAUGAAGGGAGUAGGGAAGACUGCUCUCUUGGAACAACUCAUCUAUGGAAACGUAACCACAAACACCGAAAUUCAUCCUACUAUCGAAGAUAUUUACGUUGCAAAUAUAGAGACAGAUCGAGGUACAAAGGAAAAGGUACGAUUUUAUGAUACAGCUGGAUUGGAACCACUACAGACGAAUGCAAGUAGCCCACAGUUGGCACGGCACUACCUUGGCUUUGCCGAUGGGUAUGUGCUUGUAUACGAUACUGCAAAGCCUGAAUCUCUAGACGUUUUAUUUCCGCUAAAAAAAGACAUAGACAAACACAAAGAUAAGAAAGAAAUCACUAUUAUCGUUAUUGGAAAUCGUACAAAACCUGACGUUGAGUUGAAUAAUUUGGAAAACACUGCUAGCAAAGCAGCCAACUGGUGUACGAGAGAAAAACUGAGGCAUUAUGAGGUAAACGUAUUGGACAGACCAAGUCUGUAUGAUGCCUUUGUUCAUUUAUCGUCAAAAUUGAAUCCACCACCCAACAAAAGCACGUUUCCCCAGCUCAGUAUGGGUCGAAAAACUAUAAAGGCUGAGGCACCGUGAAUUUUUUCUUAUAAUUCAAACUACUUAGAGACAUUUCAAUCCGAAUUAGUUUCACUUUUCAUAACCCACAGUUAUGCAUUGACUGCAUUCUAUGUUCAUUCUAAUUUUACCUGAAAUGUUUUCGAAUCUGUUAUUUAUAGAAGAGCCUCUUAAGCCCUUUCUUACUUCCCAACUGUGAGUAACAAAUCAUUACCCAACUUGUGCCAGAAACUUGUUCCCAGUUACACUAUGCAAUUAUAUCACUAAUGUUGAAUACUGUGUUUAUUAUGUAUUUAUGAUAAAUAUUUUAUCCCUAUACAAUUGAGAUUUGCGGAUUUACACGAAUCGUAUUAUCUUAGCAUUUAAAGAAUAGGAUAAAUCUCACAUGGCUGGCUAUGUAACUGCAAAUAUAAGCAUCUAACUUUGUGUUUCCUCUCAAGUUGGUACGCUUUAUUUUGUUCAAAAUCGUAAUGUACGAAUAAUUCUUUGAAUUGCACAUAGUAACAUUAUCAACAAUAGUUUGUGAACUUGAAAUUUUGCAUUCCAUUGCAGGAUACUUUUAUUUAAUUCUGACUAAUUUUAAAUCAUGGCUGAAAAUGUAUCUGGUAGCGUGUCAAUUCGAAUUAUUAAUGUACGUGAAACACUCUGGUACUUAAUCAAUUUAUUCAGAAAGUAAUAAUCUCUCUCAAAAACUUCGUAUACAUAGUAUACAAUAUAGUAAAAACAAAGAGCAUACAUAUUAAUUACACUUAUAAAUUAUGUUUUCAUGACACUUGUUCCUUAAUA